AAAGGGGGUGACGGCGCGAGCGAGCGGCAGGCAGACAGGCAGGCCAAGGCGGGGGCGGAGCGCAAGAGGCGACGCGACGCGAGGUGGUGCGGUGCGGUGGCCAUGGUUAUAAAAAGUAACGGAGCGCGUCGCGGGUAGAAACCGGAAGGCGGCAGGCCGCGGCUCCUCCUCCUUCCUCCUCGUCCCCCACCCACAGCCCCACGCCGCCGCCGCCGCCGGUGCGGCUCGCUUCUUCCUCCCCCGGUCCGCUUUGUACGGCGCGGCACGUGGGGGCGACACCACCACCCUAUGCUCUGUCCUCGCCCGCAGGGUAAGAUUGCACCAGCAGUGAUUUUGGGAGCUUGAAGUGUUCAUCCGAGACAUGGAAAAAGUGGUCUACCGGGCAUAUCUCCUUCAAUGUAAUCAGUUCUUUUCAAAAGGAACUCUUGAUUGGUGUGUUUUAGCUCGUGGGAACACCCAUCUCUUCUCUCUGGUGAACUACACAUAGUGGUUAUAUGCUCCCCUAUGCUCAACAACAGCAGGCUGAUGUGAUCUUUUCCCAAAGUAGAUGUUCAUAUAAGCGGGGGUUAAUAUCUUGGCUGUGUUCAGUUGACAUCUGUUGCUCCCCUAGUUAGUUGACGUUUGCUCUUUUGUGUACCAUUUGAGGUCAGGGCUCAAUCCUUGCUACGUUUUGCAAGUUUCUUCUAUGGUUGCAGCUGGCUUGUUCUGAGUGGAACCGAAUCCAAGAUAGUGAGACAAGAGAUUGCUCAGCUGGAACUAGGCAACCACCUAUCUGUGUUAGCUGUUUAUAUUUCUCUGGACUUGGUUGUUCUGAAGGGAAAAGCUUGUACAAGACCGCCGGAAUACCGGAACAAUGGAUAGUUCUGCAGAUUCAAGUUGAUUAAGGAAGUUGGUGAUGGGACUUUCGGGAGUGUAUGGCGUGCUAUAAAUAAACAGAAUGGUGAAGUUGUUGCGGUCAAGAAAAUGAAGAAAAAGUAUUAUUCUUUCGAGGAAUGUAUGAGGCUGCGUGAAGUAAAGUCUUUGCGGCGCAUGAAUCAUCCUAACAUCGUGAAGCUCAAGGAGGUUAUAAGGGAAAAUGAUAUAUUAUACUUCAUAAUGGAAUACAUGGAGUGUAAUCUCUACCAACUUAUGAAAGAUAGAGUCAAGCCUUUCUUGGAGUCUGAAGUCCGCAACUGGUGCUUUCAGAUUUUUCAGGCUCUUGCUUACAUGCAUCAGAGGGGCUACUUUCAUCGUGACCUCAAACCUGAGAAUUUGUUGGUUAGCAAAGAUGUCAUAAAGCUAGCCGACUUUGGUCUUGCAAGGGAAGCCUCAUCAGUGCCACCAUAUACAGAAUAUGUUUCAACUCGCUGGUAUCGAGCACCUGAAGUGUUGCUCCAGUCAUCUGUUUAUGAUUCUGCAGUUGAUAUGUGGGCAAUGGGUGCCAUAAUGGCUGAGCUGUUGACACUCCAUCCUCUUUUCCCUGGCACGAGUGAAGCGGAUGAGAUUCUCAAGAUAUGCAAUGUUAUCGGCAGUCCAGAUGAGCAAUCGUGGCCCCAAGGGUUGUCUCUUGCAGAAGCCAUGAAGUAUCAGUUCCCACAGAUCAAAGGUAAUCAACUGUCGGAGGUGAUGACAUCAGCUAGUAGCGAGGCGAUAGACCUCAUUUCAUCGCUAUGCUCAUGGGAUCCUUGCAAGAGACCAAAGGCCGCAGAAGUCCUCCAGCAUACCUUCUUUCAGGGUUGUACAUUCGUUCCACCUCCCGUCUGGCCAAAAGCUGCAGGGCUUCCUAAAACGCCUCCAUGUGCUGGAGCAAAAGGAACUUCAGACAACAAUAUCGCUCGAAGAUACUCUACUGGAACUCUUUCUACAAUGAAAUCUCAAAGCAAUGCAUCUGUGAAAUUGAAUGGCUUAUCUAAAGCUGGUGUACAAAGAAAACUUCACAUGGAUCGUCAGGCAUCGCUGAAGAUUACAAGGCCAACCGAGAACAACAGUAAACUGACUGCUAAUCGAGUGCCUGCUCGAAAUAGCCCAGGGAAUCCUGUACUAAGGCAUUCACGCAGUUUGCCUGAAACUGGCCGGAGAGCAAUGCAGAAGGUCUCAACCAUUACUGAGAAGCUUUCCCAUAUGUCUGUGACCUCCAGAACAUGCAGCAAUGUGAAGCCUCCUGCCCCGAUGAUGAAGGCUGGGCAUGUUAAGUCGGACUUCCUCAGGAAGUCUGAUGAGAUCCCUCCAGCAAAGAGGGUGACACGGAAAUUGAUCAGCUGAACGAGGGUAUAUAGAGCAAAAAUUGGUCAGCUGCAGGAGGGGUAUAGGGUAUACAGAGCAAAAACCGGUGUGCUGAAGAGGAUAGCGCGGCCGAGUGUUUGCCUGUUGAUGGCUGCGGGGAUUUGUUGUCCCACUAGUUCGCUGCCUCCAAGCGACAUGGUAGAAUUGUUGCAAAUUCCUGUUGUAGAGUGCUCGAGCCUGCUGGCGUUCACCUCUACUGUGCCGUUGAUCUGCUUAUUGCCUCAAGAUUGCCCCACGUUUUAGUAAACAUGAUUGUGCUAUUGAUUUGAUUUGAUUUGAUUUGUCAUGCAAUGUUAAUCUUGCAACAACCGUGUUUGUUUAUAUGCACUCGGAACAACCUGCAAGUCCUUGAGCCCUCAAGGGGAGAAUAUUUGGUUUUGAAUGUACAGUGCACGAGUUUUUGGUGAGCA
Molecule: messenger RNA, 2672 nt
Organism: Phragmites australis (common reed)
Lineage: Eukaryota; Viridiplantae; Streptophyta; Magnoliopsida; Poales; Poaceae
Product: cyclin-dependent kinase F-4-like
Exons: 18
Coding region: 964-2241 (425 amino acids)
Biological process (GO): intracellular signal transduction; protein phosphorylation
Cellular component (GO): nucleus; cytoplasm
Molecular function (GO): ATP binding; protein serine/threonine kinase activity
Source: RefSeq, a predicted model, not a curated record